GGCGGACAGCCAAUCAGCGGCCUCCUUGCUUCCCCGGCCGUCCAAUGGCCGCGCGCCUUGUUAGUCGGCCUACCCGCUUCAUUCGUCGAGCGUAGCGCGACCGUUACGGUAACUGUUUCCGUUCUCCCUCCUGCGAAGAGUGAAGCCCUUCUCGCCCGGACCGUGUUGUAAAUUUUGUCUGGAGGACUACGACGCCAGAAGCCGAGCCCCCACACCCCCUCCGUGUGCUGUGUUGGUUUAUGCGCACACACCAUGCCGGAGUUCCUGGAGGAUCCGUCCGUCCUGACUAAAGAGAAGCUGAAGACGGAGCUGCUGGCGAACAAUGUGAGUUUGCCGAGCGGCGACCAGCGCAAGGAUGUCUACGUGCAGCUCUACCUCAAGCACCUGACGGCGAAGAAUCGCAGCACCCCGGAGUUCUCCAGCGACGACGAGCGGGAAUCUACCCCUCUGAGGGGCCGCGGCCGCCCCCCGGGCAGGGUGAGUAAACUCUCUCUCCAAUAUCGCUCCUUCACAGCUAUUCACUAAACUCCGAACUCAAAUCCCAACGGCAACAUUCCGGCCACAAUAACUUUUUAUAUGAGAAAGAGAGGGGAAAAAAAAAUCUUACCACGAGGGUUACAUAUCAUUGCAAAUAGUUUAUUUUUAUUAUAAAUGUGGUUGCCGGUAGCGUUCCCUCUGAGAGCGGUCCCCGAGCUCGCUGUGCGGUGUUGUUCUCGGUUCUGGCCCGCGGGCGGUGUGGUGGACAAGUCUACACUUGUCUCCCUGUGCUUUAUUUACACCGAGAGCCGAAUGAAUGGGACCUGCCGGAGAGAGGGGGGGUUAACCCGCUCACUGCCGGUACCAGCUGCAAACACCGCUCCUUCCAGACAUGUAGAGUCUAAUGCAACUCGGGAAAACAAGGUUUUAAAAACACGGGGUUAUUGUAAGAGGGAGCGCGGAGGCUGUUUGCUGCCCGGACACUAAUCGUUUUAAGAUGAUUAAAGAGCUCAGUCAGCACACACCCACUGCAUUCAAUGGGAUGAAAGUGAAUUCCCGGAGUCAGGUUACUAUUAAUGCGGAUCGGGAGCGAUGAUAAUCACGUGGUUUAGGUCGGGUGGUCCCGGCUCUGUACACACUUUACUCUCAUUGUUGUUUUCGCGCUCAGUCUAGCGCCCCAUAGUGGAUCUCAGGGUCAUUCUGCGUUCCCGCUUUUUUUUCCCCUCUUCUUUUUUUAUUUUAAUGUCUUUCUUGGAUUAAACCUCUAGAUACAUAUAGAAUAGAGCUAGGCCACCUACAGCACUACAGAUGUGAUAAUGAUCUUACAGCUAUGAUAUUGGCAAAGUACCCAGAAAGAUGUAGUCGAUAACAUCUGGAGUCCGUAGGUUGCCUACACCUGCUAGAAAAGAAAAUAUAUAUAUAUAUAUAUAUAUAUCUAUCUCUAUCUUUUCUAGCAGGUGUAGGCAACCUACGGACUCCAGAUGUUAUCGACUACAUCUUUCUGGGUACUUUGCCAAUAUCAUAGCUGUAAGAUCAUUAUCACAUCUGUAGUGCUGUAGGUGGCCUAGCUCUAUUCUAUAUAGAUUCCAUUUAUCCUUUACAGAUGAGAUAGAUAGAUAUAUAUAUAUAUAUAUAUAUAUAUAUAUAUAUAUAUAUAUAUAUAUAUAUAUAUAUAUAUAUAUAUUCAAAAUAUAAACAAAGAACAAGUUAGACCUGCAGAUACGCCACACUGAAGUCCCAACAGUGUAUAUACAACCAAAAAACAAACGAGUUCUGCACAUCCAGUAUAGGUGUGCACACCCAGGUGCUACCGCAAUUUAUUGGAGGACAAAGUUAAAACCACAAACGUUUCGAGCAGUUGCCCUUUCUCAAUGCUAAUAUUUUGCUAGAAAAGCUAGUGUGCCAGAGUCAGUUUUGUAAGGUCUAGUCGGGUUAUUUGAGAAAUGCCAUCAUUGAGAACUCAUCAAUGAAAAUUUGAACAUUUCAAAUUUAGCAUUAUGAAACCUGGAAUGGCAAAAAUUUUGUAUUAUCCAUAUUGUUUAGUGUUUUAAAGUAGGGUUCUCAUCAACCUAUUUCUGUAACACUUUGUAAUUCUCAUUUAGUAAGUUUUAUACUAUUGUAAUGCUCUGCGGAAUAUGUUGGUGCUAAUAUAAAUAAUAAAAAGGUCUACAAAACAAAAAUGGGGGAGGAAAAGUACCAAAUAAGUCUCCUGUAUAGGGGUUAACCCCUGGUGAAAACAACUUCACCAAGAACGUACAAAAAAGCUAAAUGGGGGCAUGGAGACAAAAUAGGAUUCUGUCCUAUAAAAUAUCCUGAAGAGUGGGUUCCCCUGCUGGUUUCGGAGAAGGGGUAAUUUACCGAAAAAAGGAAGGGGGAGGCGUAUAACCCAGUGCCACCUCUGUCGAUAAUAAAACGUAACUUUUAUUGAGAAUAAAUAUAAAUGAGGUGGGAAAAAAACCUAAAAAACAUUGAAAAUAAAAUAAAGUAUUUAUUUAAGGAUUCCCGGUUGGGAAACUAUUGCAAUGUACUAGAUACCAUGCCCAGACCUCCCUCUUUACUAUUGAUCUAGCAGAUACAGUGUUAACAUGUGGUCGGGGUUGUCCCUGUACACACAAUUAGCUAUAUUGUCUUUCACAGUCUCUUAUCAUUGCGACUCUCACCAUUUAGACAAUAACUCCCUUUUGUACGGGGUUAACAUUGUGAGUCUACAAACAGACUAUCUAUCUUCUGUACGCAUGUUAUACUGUAACAAGCGUCUCCAAUAGUACAUGUCCCGGCACAGUUUGCUUUUCUGGCCAGCUAGUAGAUGCCAAAAAUGGGUUAUGCUCUGCAACCCAUUUGAGUAUAUGCGAUUUUAUAUAUAAAUUGCAGUUAGGGGAUACUCUGCUCUAAAACUUAGGACUGUGACUAUGGUCAACUAUGCACAGUCAAGACCAGGGGUCCUCAAACUGUGGCCCUCCAGAUGUUGCUGAACUACAACUCCCAUGAUUCUUUGAAUUACAUAGAUAUUCAGAGAAUCAUGGGAAUUGUGGUUCAGCAACAUCUGGGGGGCUGGAGUUUGAGGACCCCUGGUCUAGACAGUUAACUAUCUAUUACAACUGUACUUGUCUCUUCACACCUUUUCAACCACAGUACGAUAUCAGACGCUGGAAAUGGUUUCUGCUUUGUGACCCAUCUGCAUAUUUGAAUAUAUUAUUUAUUUUACAGCAAGGCGAGAGUCUGCUUUAUAAAGCGAUAAGUACAGUCUACUGUGAGUAAAUUGCACAGCCUUGAUAGUCUACCAUUUGUAACAAUCGCAUUUGGUAACAGUCCCUUGUCUUAGUUUGAUACAAUUCUGACUUAUUGUGACUGCCCCUUUGUAUCAUAGUGGACUUCUGCAUUUACUAUCUAUUAGACUACCUAGUCUCAUACCGACUUGGUGGGCGGUGUUUUCCACCCACGCAUUAUACUUUAUUUUAGUUUAUUUUUCGUGUUUCUUAAAUUUUUUCACCUCAUUUAUAUUUCUCUCAAUAAAGGUUGUUUUAUCAUCGAUGGAGGUUUCACUGGGUUAUACACUUCCUCCUUCCCCUCGCUUUUUCCGGUAUAUUCCCCCUUCUCCGAAACCAGCAGGGGAACCUGCUCUUCGGGAUAUUUUAUCAGAAUCCUAUUUUUGUCUCCUGCUCCCCCUUUAGUUUUUUUAGUUUUUUUUUUUUUACUGUUUCAGUGAUGCUGUUGAAUAAAUUUAAGGCACUGUAUUUCAUUCAGUUCUGUGUGCAUCAAUAUAUACAUGACAUGUUCCUUUAGGCGACCAUGAAUUGAACCUGUUGUGCUAGCAGAAUUGGUAUAAAGUGUUGAUCUAGCAUAAAUAAUGUAAUACUUAACAUUAUACUUUUCUAAUUCUGUCAUAUGAGACUCGCACUGUGGCAAUUUAAAGAUUUAAUAUUAUGAAAAAAAACUGUUUUGUGAAAUAUAUAUAUAUAAAGCAUAAUUUCCAGAUUUUUUUUAAUAUAUAUAUAUAUAUAUAAAAAAAAGCAUAAUGUCCAGAUUUUUAUUUAUAUAUAUAUAUAUAUAUAUAUAUAUAUAUAUAUAUAUAUAUAUAUAUAUAUAUAUAUAUAUAUAUAUAUAUAUAUAAAUAAAAUCUGGACAUUAUGCUUUUUUAUGUGUGUGUGUAUAAUCAAUAUCCUUCUACGUGUAUUUUGAUAUUAAUAUAUAUAAUUAUAUAUAUUAUUAAAAUACACUUGGGGGGGUGGGGGUGUGUGUGUGUGUGUGUGUGUGUAUAUAUAUAUAUAUAUAUAUAUAUAUAUAUAUGUGUGUGUAUUUUAUUUGUAACUGUCAUUUAUUUAUUUUUUUAACUGAUAUUUUAUUUUUAUUACAGGAGAGGGGGCAGAGACAGUAUCAGCCAGUGAUUUCACAUCACUGGCUGACACACAGGAUCAGUGAUCACAGUGACUGGCUGUCACUAUGAUCACCUCCUGCAGAUUGGGUAAUUGACCAUAGAAGGGAGUGCCUGGGUGGUACAAGCACUCCCCCUACCAAUCUGCAGGGGUUCAUUGCGCCUGUUAUAUGUAUCAGCCAUUAGGCUGACACAUGUAACACUGAUCGCAGUGACAGGCUGUCACUGCGAUCAGAGCGCUCUGAGAUCGCAGUGACCGUGCAGAUCGCGGUCACUGACCUCAGGGUGACUGUAAAAUAGGCUAAAAUUUGAAAUCGGCUGACAUUGUAAAUACUGAUCGCAGUGACAGCCUGUCACUGCGAUCAGAGACUGCAGAUCGCGGUCACCGGCCCUGUCACCUGUUAACCCCCGAUUAGCGCCGGCCACGUGGGCGGCCAUUAUAGCGAGGGCGUACUAUUACGCCAGCCGGCGUUUAGAGCCAGCUCCUGCAGGGCGUAAUAGUACGCCCUCCAGAUUUAAGGGGUUAACCCUGCAAUUGAAAACACUGUCCUUUAGUAAAUACUGCAAGGUUUACCUUCCUCUGGUAAGUCUUCCAUAUAGUCACUAGAGACGCUUCCACCCCAAUAGCAGAGUUAUAGGAACAAUAUAGUGUCUGGAAUGCAUACCUGUAUUCCUGACACUAUAGUUCUAAAUACCAGUUUAGGUCUCCGGUUAAAAUGUGCGUUGACUCGCCUUUUUUGCUGGUCCAGUUGUGGCUGGCCCCUCCCCAUGAUUAUCUCAGUCAAUUAAUGCUUUCCCAUCAGAAAGAAUUGGGAGAGUAUCGUGCAUGCGCGGCAAAUCGUCAUCUUCUCAUAGCGUUACGUUGACUCGUUACGUUUGUAUGGGAAGCUUUCAGAGGCGCCAUGCAGAACAUGUCACUAGGCAGUAAUGUAAACACUCCCUGUUCUCUGAAAGGGCAGUCUUUACAUUAAAAAACCUGUAGGCACAGGCUAUAGACACUUUAACAACUGCAUUAAGAUGCAGUUGUUGUGGUGAUUAAAGUGUCUCUUUAAACUUGGCUAUUCAAUCACAUGAUCUCAGAGCCCAUUUGAUUUACAUGGUGAUGUUUUGCCGCAGAUGCGCCAGAGACUGGCAUUUCAUAGGUUUAUCGCAAAGUAAAUCUCACAUUUUAAUCCAUCACAUAGCAUGGGGACAUACACUAAAAUAGGUAGUUUUGAAUGAUGGCAUUAAAGGGACACUAUAGUCACCUGAACUACAGUUUUUACAUUGAUAGGAAUACCUCCAGUGGCCGUCACUCAGACUGCCACCAGAGGGACUUCCUAUCAUGUAGAGCCCUUGUACACGUCCGACGUAUUAUACUGUCAGCAGAGGAGAGGGGGCGGGCAAAGACCGCGAGCUGAGCUGUCAGUAUAAUACGACUAAAUCAUUGCAUCUCUAUGAGGAAAAUUCAGCGUCCCCGUGCAGAGCGUGGAGACUCUGAACGGCAGUGCAGCACUGAGCAAGGAAGCACUUCCAGUGGCCACUUGGAGGUGUCCCUAGGGGCAAUGUAAACACUGCAUUAUCUCUGAAAAGGCAGUGUUUGCGUGAAAACGCCUGCAAUGAAUGAUUAUACUCACCAGAAGAACUACACCAGUUUCCCAAUUGGUGUGAACAAUAAAAUGGCUGCAGGCGGCGAGGGAGCAGUGGGCCAUUAUCUCCCUGCUCAGCUCCUGCACGCGCACAGCAGUGAUGCGUGAGCCAGAAUAUGACGUCCCUCCGGCAUCAGUAAGAGGCACACGAGGGAGCUAAUCAGGGAGAUCACUGCUUCCUCGCAGCCUGCACGCCAGCUGCUCAGCAGCCCCACUGGACCAAUGGGAUAUAGAGACUCCAUGCCAGCACUGCCAAAGGUAGGGGGGCUGGGUCGAGUUAAAUAAAAAAAAAAAAUAAUAAUAAUAAUUGUAUGUGUGUCUGUUUGGGAGUGUGUUUGUCAAAGAGUAUGUGUUCCUGAGUGUGUAUCUGUGUGUCAAGAUUUGUGUUUGUAUGUGCCUAUGUGAGUGUGUAUCUGAGUGUCUCAGUGUGUGUAUAUGACACUGUAUGUAUUUGUGAGUCAAGGUCUCUGUGUCAGAUACACACACUUUGAUACAGAAUAUAUAUUUAUAUUUAUAUACACACACACCGAUACUCACUGUGUGUCAAGGUGUUCCUUGUUACAGACAAAUACAGAUCCACACGGUGUCAAGUUGUGUGUAUCUGUGUGUCGGAUGCAAACACCGGCACAUACAAAAAAAGGCGCACUUUGUUGAUACAAUAUGUUAAAGGGUUCCACGGUAAAAAUAAAUUGGGAACCCCUGAACGACAUUAAGCUGUAGUUGUUCUGAUGACUAUAGUGUCCCUUUAACCCCUUAAGGACACAUGACAUGUGUGACAUGUCAUGAUUCCCUUUUAUUCCAGACGUUUGGUCCUUAAGGGGUUAAAUCAUGAACUCAAAAAAUACAAACAAAAUUCAUUGAUUUUUUUUUUUUUUUUUUCUCAUUCCUCACCUCUCAGUAUGAUACUUGAAUUUGAACCACUAAGGCACCCAGAAUUUUAUGUAAAUGUGUUAGUAUGACUUGCUAAUGAACAGACUUUUUAAAACGUUGCUUUAAAAAAUUUUAUAUAUAUUUAUUAGUUUUUUGCACUACACUGUAACUGUAUUUUGUUUAAAGUCCUCUUCAUGGUGGUCUUACCAUUUAUUUCUUCUUCUCUGAAUUUAAAAAAAAAUGUAUAUCUCACUAUUAUUUUCAAUAUUAUUUACACCAUUACAUCAGAUCACUUGUACAAGUGAAUAUAAGUCUGCAAGUUUAAUAAGGUAGCAGGCACAAGUUGCUUUUAUCUGGACAUGUGUUUUUGUUUGAGUGCCUUAGUAUAUUACUCGCAUAUUUCAGGUGCAUUUUUUUUUUUUUUUUUCCUUGUGCUUUAAAUGAAUUCUUGACCAAUGAAUGGAUUUACUCAAUACUUUUUCUUGAUCCUACAAUCUCUUCUGAAACUUUCAUAUCCUGUUUUACAGUUUGGUAUGUUCAAACAAACUGUUUAAAACUUUUUAUUCUUUGAAUGCACAUUUUGGACACAUGGCACUAAAUAGUCUGGGAGACUGUUUUGAUGGCAGUAUGAUGUAUUUCAUGUUUAAAAACAAUACAAUUUCAUUGACAAAGCAAAAGACGUUUGUCUACAAAAACUAGAUGUUAAAGAUGAGCACUCUAAGCAACAAAAUUGCCCUGCAGUGUUGGCUAUGGUGUCAGAAAUCUCUUCGCACAGUCUCACAGCAAGGAAUCAAAACAUUGUCAAAUGGUUUGACACUUACCUGGGUCCUCCAGUUUUCUGCAGUCAUAGCAUUAUUCUGCAUUAAUGUUCCCUUACCUGGGCUGAAUUCACCAACUAUAAUUUUGUUUUCCUGGCACUAUAGUUUCCCUUUAACGCGCAAUAAUUAUUUAAAUCCGGGCUUGACAAAUCCCAGAUAGACUAGAAAUUUUUACCUGGCGCCUGGGAUUUGUCAGCUUUUUACCUAAAGAGGCCGGCUGGGCAAACAAUGGAACAGGCCGGCUCAGGGUUCGUGGAGGAACCACCCUGGGCUGCAUGGAGGCGGCAGGCUGGGGCAAAGAUCUUCCUGCAGAUCCUGCUCCCUCGCAUAGGAAAGCAUUGGGAGGAUUUUGCGCAUGCUCUCCAUGGGUAACAUUCAGUGCCUCCAUACUGAGCACGGAUUAGUGGUUGUCUGAGUGACUGUCACUAGAGGUCGUAAUAGACAGCAAUGUAAACACUACAUUAAUCUGUAGUGGAUCUGGUGAUUAUAGUGUCCCUUAAAAAAAACAAAAAACUGGAUCCUAGAUUCCAAACUAAUUUGUCAAGCUCUGAUUUAAAUAAUUGAAAUCCAAAACACAAUAACACCUUAUCCAUUAGUUUGAUACUCUGGUAACUCCAAAGUCUCUGCCAAGUGAAAGGUCACCUGACCACCUAUGUCAUGAGUGUGCUGGUCCUAGCUCUCAAAAAGUAGAGCGAACAAAAAAAAAUAUAAGGGAAUGCGAUAAGUGUGUUUUAAAAAAAAAAAAAAAAAAAAUCCUCUUGGCCAUAGAAAUUGUGGUACAGUGAAGGUGUAAAACAAUUCCAUCCAUACGGGGAUGAAAUUAUUUUAUGUGGGAAUAUAAACUUUGGUGUUUUAUAGAGGGGUUGGAACGAAUGCUCCCAGAAACCAAAGUAGUUGGAAAAAGAAUGUCUGUUACAAAAUAAAUUUUUUUUAUUAAUAUGUAUUUAUUUUCAAAAUUCUUUUCAUAACUGCUUAAAAUCCUACCUCUUCUUAGUUCUUACAAUAGGAACCGAACUUUCUUUGAACUGAUCUUCCCGUUUUCUACACUUCCAUCCUUCAAAAUGUAAAUCACUAGUCAGUAAAAAGCUAUUCAAGUCAAGAUUUUACUGAAAAAUCAUUCCUGCUAUAAUCUUUAAAUGUUUCUUCAGUGGUAUAAAUUUCAGAGAAGUGACCGUUAAACUUUAAAUUAAAAUAAAUUUUUUAUCAAGUACACAUCUAUUUUUAUUUUUUAAUAUAAAUCAAUGUUUUUAACUAAUUUUCCCUGUACUUUUUUUUUUUUUUUUUUUCUAGAAAGCAACAAAGAAGACAGACAAGCCCAGAGCAGAAGAGAAAGAUAAUUUGGAUGUAACAGAGCUUAGCAAUGAAGCAUUAAAAAAUGAACUUGUUAAAUAUGGAGUGGCACCUGGCCCAAUUAUAGGUAUGAUUAAAAAUGUACACACUGUAAAUCUGUUUGUUUGAUUUAUGUAUGAAAGGGCAAUAUUUCAUACAUGUGUAUAAAACCUAAACUAUUUUAACUUUUUCCACAUAGAGUGGGGGGAAAGCAAUUAAGGUAUGACUAAGGAUUUCAAGUCCAAUAUUACAAGCUAGGCUAAAAAUGUAACCACCAGUGCAAUGGCUUGGAAUUAGCUAGGUAUCAGCAAUCCUAGCCUUCCUGUCUCCAAAUGAUAUGCACAGCUUCCACCAGUUUCUAGAAUGUUUUCCGAUGAACUUCUCAUUUGUUGUCUUUACUAUUAUGCUAGUGGCAUUGGCCCAGUGAACCAUACAAUAUAAACUGGAAAUAAAUGUGGUGUUUUUUUUUGUUUUUUUUUGGUUUUUUUUUUUUAAAUUCACGCCUGUACUAGCAGGGUUAAUGUUUAUAUGUUGAUAGUGUCACAGCGACUGCCUGGUGGGCAGUAGUAGAGAAAGCAGGAGGGGCAGGUCUGUAAUUAAGUGUAAAAUUGUUGACACAAACUGACCCCUUCCUUACCAGACAAUUGUUCAUGGGGGUCCUUGGCGUUGUAACUACUUUAUCAGGCUUAGUAAAUUGGUGCUUUAAAUGCCCUUUUAAAGUGAACCUGUCAUGACCGGUUCACUUUAGAAGACCGUCUCCGUAUAGAAAAUAUAAUUUUUUCUUGAAGAUGUUGUACUGUUAAUAUACAGCUAUCUCAGGAAAAUAAUGAUUUGACUAGGGUUGAAAUUGAUGAUUUAGGUCUAUAUCUCAAUAAUUUGUAAAAUACAAGUAAAUGUUAGUGGCUUUUUUAUAUAUUUCUACCGUUUUUCUUUUGUCUGUGCAGGAAGUACAAGGAAAGUUUAUGAACAAAGGCUUCUUAAACUUAAAGAGCAAGCAAGUAUUGCAGCCCCCUCCCCUUUGGUAGCAGAUAUGUCAUCAGCAGGCGAUAACAAGCAAAAUGGAAACACUGAUUCUGAGCAUUACAGUGACAAUGAAGAUGGUAUGAUGUUUAAAAAAAAGAAAAUACAUAUUUUUAAGGCAAAUUCUGGUUAUGGAAGUUUGGAUAUAAACUGUGGCUUUCCCAAAACCAGCCUGUCCCUUCUACUGUCACCCAGGUGAUGUGGAAUUUCACUUCAUUCUCAUCUAUUCAAAUUUGAGUGGCAGUGUGGUGGGGAGUAGCUAAGCCUAAACCUAGCAACCUAUUAUUGGUGUCCUAAUUUAUUCAGAUAAUGGGGAAGGAAUAUUCUUUGUAAGUAGCACUGCAGAGUCAGAAAUGACAGAUUUUUCCAGAGCCAAUGCCGAUAACCGGUGCCAAUAUUUUGUACAUUUAAAUUUUUGAAAAAGCAACACAACUUCUACACUAAUCUUGUAUUAAAGUUUAACUAUGUGCACCAAAACCACUUAAUCUAAAUUAAAUUAUGGUACCAGGCGCAUUCUUACCUCAAGGGGUUAAACCAUUGUUUAAUGCAAAGUCUUCUGUUUAAGGUUUCAGAAAGUUAUAUACGACGCGGGAGGUCCUCACGCUAUGCAUGAGGACCUCCAGCGUCUCCAAAAUCCCCAUAGGAAAGCAUUAAUAAAAAAUACCGUGAGGGGGGAGCGUGGACGGAGCCUGACCCAGCACCGAGGGAAAUCAGCGCUGGAUUCAGGUAAAUCACUUAAUUGGGUUUUAACCCCUUCAGCAACAUUGGAUAGGAAGUGGGAGAGAGAAGGGCACUGCAGGGUCCUGCAGUGCCAGGAAAACGGAUUUGUUUUUCUGGCACUGGAGAGUUCCUUCAGCACUUGGGACUCACUACAGCUACUUAAUUUAAUGUCACUGGUGCGUGCAGUGGAAGACUUUUGAAAUACAUUUUUUUUUUUUUUUUCCAGUAAAUAAGAAGCCAUAAGUUCCCUCCCUGUCAUCCCUCAUCCAGACCAUUCUUAUUUUCUCUUUCUUCUGCUUCCUCUUAACUGUAAAUUGUUUAUUUUCCCAAACAGUGCAUUAAGGUUUGCAUGUCAUAUAAAGUCUUGUAAUAAACUUUUUUUUUUUUUUUUAUUUGUUUUCAGAACCUAAGAUAGACAUGACAUUUGAAAAAAGAGAACCUUUGAGGAGCAAACAAAAAGCUCAGGUGACAGUUCGCAGUAGAAGAACAGAGAUGACUGAGGUAUGUGAGCAGCAUUUUUUGUUCAUUAUAUUUAGCAUUAAAAGCUGUGACAUAAAUUUAAAAUGUAGACAUAAAUUUAAAAAGUAUUGAUAUGGCACCUGUAAAAUAAACGAAGGUGGCAAUGGUGACCAUGUAACAAACAUGAUUUAUCUUAAAUUAACACUGUAGCAUUAGGAAUACAUAUUUUUAUUCCUAACGCUAUAGUUUUCCUGUCCUUACUUGUAUUCAGGCCACCUCUCCCACUGUGUCUCCACCUAACACCAUGUCAUUCCUCCUCUUGUGUGGUCCAAUCCAGUGUUUCUCAUAGUAGAGCAUUGUGUACCUAAUGUACAUGUGCAGUGAGUGCCAUUUGCGUUCAAAUAUAUGCGUUUUACUUGGUCAGUGCUGCAGAAGUUUUAAUGGCUGUCGUACUGACCGCUACUAAAGGUGGAGUUAACCAUGCAAUAUAAACAUUGCAUUUCCAUAAAAUAUACAAUGUUUACAGGGUUGAAAGGACAGGGACAUUGCACCCAGGCCACUUUAAUGAGAUUUAAGUGGUCUUGUCGACUAUAAUGUUCUUUUAAGACACAUUUUCAAUUUUGUUUUAAAUUGUACACUUUUUAUUUUUUUUUAUUUUAUUUUUUUAUUUACAUACGUAAUUGGUCAAUUGUAACAUUUACAAUUUAAAGGGACACUAUAGUCACCAGAACAACUACAGAUUAUUGAAUUUGUUGUGGUGAGUAGAAUCAUUACCUUCAGACUUUUUGCUGUAAACACUGUCUUUUCAGAGAAAAUGCAGUGUUUACAUUACAGCCUAGUGAUCACUUCACUGGCCACUUCUCAGAUGGCUGUUAGAGAUCCUUCCUGUGUCAUGGCUGCCUAAAAUGCAUCCAAACAUUCAGUCUGUCUUCCCUCUGCAUGCAGACACUGAACUUUCGUCGUAGAGAUUCAUGGAUUCAAUUAAUCUCUAUGAGGAGAUGCUGUGUUUGAAUCAUGCUGGCUCUGCCCCUGGUCUGCCUCCUUGUCAAUCUCAGACAAUCCUAUGGGGAAGCAUUGAGAGUGGAUCAGGUUACCACUUCUGAUGUCAGACUGCUUGUUUUUUUGAGUCUAACAGCAUGCAGAGUUACAGCUUCAGGCUUGAAUACAGUAAGAUUUUUACUAUAUUUAUGGAGGCAUGAGGGGCUCAGGAGGGCUAGAUGGUAGUUUUAACACUAUAGGGUCAGGAAUACAUGUUUGUGUUCCUGACCCUAUAGUGAUCCUUUAACUUGUGAAUUCUGUGUGUUUUAUUGUCCUUGUAACCUUCUUAGUAGAAAAAAAAAAUUGUAAUUGAACAUGGUAUAUUGAAGAGUUGUGAACUGAGCAUAUGUGUAUACCUCUAGUUUAUGUAAGUCAGUGUGAAGUUUUGUUUACAUUCUGAACAUCACUUAAGUUAAUGAUGCCUUGUGGCAUUUUUAUACAUGUUUGUUUAUAUUUAGCGUACUCCACUUUUGCUUUUUACAUAUAGACAAUUGAAGACACAGAUGGCAUACCAGAGCUAAAUGUCAAAAGAAGUAAUAGGUCUCCCCCUGUGGAGUUUACCGCUGAAGUUGAAGAAUUAUUCACCAAUGAUCUUGUAAAGCAAUUGCUUAAUAUCUCACUUUGAAGUUUUAUUUGGUCAUGCCAUAACAUGGUCUUUGUAAGGGAAGUCUGCUUUUUAUUCCACUUUUAAGUUUCUUUGGGUUUUUUUUGGUAUCACUUUAUUUAAAUAAAAAUUGAACACUGUGUGUUUAUUUUGGUGUUCUCAGACUUUCUGCUUUGCAUGUGCAAGACCUGGCGUGGGUAACUGUUGUAGAUGGGAAAUUGCUUUCAUAACAUAUAUUUAAUACUUAAUUAGAGCACUUCUGAAGAUGUGGUUAAUGAACCUGCGUGGACACCUGGACCUUUGAAAAGUGGACGUGUUCAAGCUCUUUCUAAAGAAAUAACAAGAGUGUCACGAAGAACACCAAGGAAAAGGGUGAUGGCACAAUUAUUAUUUUUCAUCACUCAUUUUAUGAAUGGGGCACAUUUUUCUGGUUGGGUCCUGGUUUUUCUCUUACUUUUAUUUUUUUUACCUAAUAGGAUGUAACUGCAGAUUCAUUGCCGUUUGAUGCAGAUAUCACAGAGACUACUUCAAAAACUGAAACUAUUACGACUGCAAGCAACCAAAUUCCAGUAAAUACUUCUAACAUUUUUUCCUAUUUGCUUAAGUUAAAUUAAGUCACAUCACACAAUUCUUUAUUUUUUUUUAAUAUCUUUAAUGACUAAUUACUUUUAUAUUGUCAUGCAUCAGGAAAAACACUUUUUAGAGGCAGAGCCCCACAGGAGAAGUUGUUUGAGCAUUGGUGUUCCACUAAACUGUCACUUUUGUAAUAAACUAAAUGGUCCGGGAUGUCUGGAAUGGUGAGGGCUACUAAAAUGCAAGUUAGAGCCUUGCAUUGGACAGCUGUCUUGGAUUGAAUGGAUGGUACUCCAAACAUUAGUCUUGGCAACGCUUUUUGGUGCAGAUCUUUGUUUUUAGAUCAAAGCAUUUGAACGCCCUUUCUCUGUACUGGGGGAUAGUCAGAUCUGUUCUGACAAUUAGAGACUAUAUUUGAAACCCGGGUUUAAAUAAUCUUUAGAGGCAGUAUGUGCAUAACUCUACAUAUCUUAAACAGUGCAUACAUGUUAAGUUCUACACAUCUUCUAUAAUUUACUUAGUUUUAAACCUUUCAGCAAUACACAAAAAAAAUAAACUAGUGAUUAACCAAAAAUAAUAUAAGCGAUUACCAAUAAUAUAAGACCUUAUUUGUGGGGGAAGUAUUGUGAGGUGGCUAUGGGUUUCACUUAUUUACUUAGUUUUGAAUUAUUGUAUUUGAAUAGCUAAGAAUGUAUAAGACUUUACAGAUUUUUUUUUUUCUGUCAUAUGGUGGCAGUACUACUGGGUUUUGCUCCUCCCUGUGGACAAGACAUCUAACAAGUAAUUAAUGAUCUAAAAGACCCUCCCCCUUGCCCUAUAAAAUGCCGAACCGCAAAACCUACCCCAGUUUCCUUUCUUGUCCCGAGAGGGAAGGACAGGGUGAGACACAUGGGCUGUCUGUUUGGGGGACCUGGUCUGAGAGCUGCCAGGGUGGUAUGCUGAGAGACCAUGCUCCUAAAACGGUAUUGCGGAGCAAGUGGAGGUUAUUUCUCUUUAUGCCGAGAAUGGUUCCGGCAAUGCUUCCAGGAGGCGGAGCUUGUCCGGAGUAGGCGCACCGUGGUGGAACUCACGCCCGGGUGGUGAUGCGUUCCACCUAAGCUUCCGGGUGCGCUAAAAUGCAUGCACGAACCGGAAUCUUAAAGGUACAGACCAAAAAAAGAAAGAAAAAGAAAAUUUGAAUUCUGGUGUAUUAAUUGAGCUAUGCAGGUCAGAAGAGGUACUCCGUGUCACCUGCCCCCACAUGGCUCAGAGGUAUUUUGAGGUAAGAUUAAAGAAAUCUUUUCUUUAGAAUAUGCUCUGGAAAAUUUAUAGGAAAUAUUAAACAAUCUAAAGCCUCCGUUUAUAUUUUUUCCACAGAUAUGUCUAGCCCAGCUUAUCAAUGGAUAAAAGAGCCAAAACCUCUUGUAGGCGAGGUUAUCAGACGGCCGGCUUUCAAUGCAGGGCUUUACUGGCAGGAGCAGCGGUUGCCAGAGCAAAUAGCAUUUGGUUAAACACGGUAUAAGAUAUUUUAUAUUCUGACCAAGAUAAAGAGCUUAGCCACAUGUUUCAGAACAUGCGUUUGUCUAACGAAUAUCUGUUGGAUAUGUUGGUAGAGGUUCUUAAGUUGGCAUCCAGAAUUAUGGGAUUGUCUUCGGUAGCAAGACGAGCCUUAUGGUUAAGGUCAUGGACGGCGGAUUCUGCUUCCAAAUCGGUCCUUGGUGAGCUUCCAUUAGAAAAAACAAAAUUAUUUGGGGCUCCUUUAGAAGAAAUUAUUAAGCAAAUGUCAGAAACCAAAAAGGUGCUUCCUCAAGAUAAGUUCUCCUGGAGAUCAGGUUACAGGAAUUUCCAGUAUAAAUACAGGAGAUCAUAUCAAGAGAGACUGUAUUUCUUUCAAAGAAGGGAAUACAAAUCGGAGAUUUGAACAAAGAGGUGAUGUUAAAAGAAAAAAAACACAAGAAAUCCUUGGGUUCUACGUCUUAUCCAGCAGGGACACAAGAUCAUAUUUACAGAGAAAACAAGAGCAAAGCUUCUGCUAUCAACUUGCCAGUCUUCAAAAAGAUCACAAGCCCUAUUUUCUCAGACCAUGCUUCUUUUGCAAAAAAGGGUGAUAGAGUACCAGUAAAACAAAGAUUUUGUGGAGUUUAUUCAAGAUUAUUCCUGGUUUCAAACCCAGACCACUCUUUUCUUCCCAUUCUGGAUUUAAAGAACAUCAGCUGGUUUAUCCCUUAUCAAAGACUUUGCAAGGAAUCAAUUGCUUCUAUUUGUCCUCUGUUACAAAGAGGCGACUUUAUGGUAAAAACAGACUUGAAGGAUGCUUAUCUGCAUGUUCCGAUUGCUGCAUGUUCCGAAUGCUACCUCUUCAAGAAAAUUUCUAAAAUUUGCGAUAAAAAGAGGAAGAUCCACCAUUCAUUUUCAGUUCAGGGCUCUGCCGUUUGGUCUGUCAUCCGCCCCAAGGAUAUUUACAAAGAUCUUGACUCCUCUGACAGCUCAUUUGAAGGAAUUGGGAAUAUCCAUUAUCCCUUAUUUGGACGACUGGCUUUUCAUGGCACAUACAGAAGAACAGCUGCUCAUGGACCUGCAGGUCACGAUCAGAUUUCUUCAAAACCACAGCUAGAUCUUAAACCUAAAGAAGUCAGUUCUCAUUCCAACAAGAGAAAUAGUUUCUCGGUUUCAGAAUCAAUUCAGUCUCCAUGUCUAUUCAUCUUCGUAAAAACGAAAAAGGAGGAGAAUCUAAGAGGCGAUUUCCAAUCUCCAAAGGAUGGAUUGUUCCUUCAGACAGGCCAUAGGUGUAUUGGGCCUUCUAACUGCCGCUUUUCCAGCAGUCAAAUGGGCAAGAUCAGAGGUCAGACCUCUACAAUGGAACAUCCUGACUACCUGGUCAAAAAAGGAAGAAGAUUUAGACAAAAAUUUCUUGUUCAGGGGAACAACAUAUUCAAAAAUGGCACAAAUCAGACAAGGGGUUCAAAAGUUAGUAAAAAGUCCUUUGUGACUAAAUGAAGCAUGGCUUUCUGGCCCAAACCAGUUUCAGAGUCUUCUAUCCUGGAGAUAAGUAAUUCAAUUAUCUCCCAGGACAGACACAAGACUCCAUUAAGCACAUGGUUGCAAAAAGACACAAAACACUUUAAAAUACAUAGUCACCUUUUACACAUAACACACAGACAUUUCACAUAUCCCCAGAUAGCUGGGAUCUGAGCGCACAAAACUACCAAAUAGCGCUCAGAUCCUAUUCACACAGUUCAAUUGCUAUGGAGCCGAAGUCUUUAACUACACAAAUGGGCUCCAUGGCAUAGCUAUCUGGGUUAACACAUUCUCAUAAAGUCUGGUCCAUAGUCCAAAGGCAAGAGGCGGGCAAGCAGCCCCCUCCAAGGACACGUGGCGAGGCCGGUUUCGCCACAGUCACAAUGAAAUCUGGAAGACAUUUCGGCAGUUCACAGAAGAAGGAGCGACAAUGUAAUAGCCGACGAUCUAAGCAGAGGGAAGUGGGAUCAAAAAGAAUGGUCUUUGAACCCAGAAAUUUUCAGAAUCCUGACAGAAAGAUUUGGAGUUCCGGAAGAAGACUUGAUGGCAAGACCUUCAAACACAAAGGUUUACAACUUCGCCUCCCUAUUCAGAACAGAUCAACCCAAAUGGAUAGACGCUCUAUCAAUAGAGUGGAACUUACGUGUUUCCACCUCUGCCAUUAAUCCCAAAGGUCCUUCUCAAGAUACGAACAGACAGAGCGAGAGUAUUGGCAAUAAUCCCAUAUUGGCCAGUCUGGUUUUCGGCUGUAAAGAAGAUGGCCAUCGAUCAUUGGGAGCUUCAUAUAUCAAACUUCCUCAUUGUGAACAGGGACCUGCCCUUGAAAGGUUCUAGAAAUAUUCAGGUUCACUGCUUGGCUACUGCAAGGCUAAUCCUCCGUAACCAAGGUUUACAAGAAGACCGAAUAGCUGUCUGUCUUCACGCUACUAGGAAGUCUACGUCUAAGAUUUACUUUAGGAUUUGAUCUAAGUUUCUCCACUGGUGUAAGGAACACCAGUGCCUGGUUUUACAUCCAUCCAUAGAUAACAUUCUCCAUUUUUUUACAAGACGGUUUUGCAGGUGGUCUGGGAGUCUCCACGCUCAAAGUUCCAAUAUCAACCUUAAGUUUUUUUUUCUAAUUAAGGAUUUGGCCUCCAAUGUUUACCUCGGAAGAUUUUUCAGGUCCAUCAGCCUCACGACCACCUAGACGAUCGGUGUUUCCAACCUGGGAUUUAGCCCUGGUCCUACAAGCUCUUAGUGUUCAUCCCUUUGAACCUUUGGAAGAAGUUCCAUUAAAAUGUCUCUUAAAGUUUCAUUUCUGGUAGCCAUCACAUUGGCUAAAAGAGUGGGAGAACGUCACACUCUGUCCUCCUCCGAUUAAUUCACCAUUUUUCACAAAGACAAGGUUGUUCUUUAUCCAAGACAGUCUUUUCUACCUAAAGUUUGAUCUUCAAAGAAUAUUUAUCAGCCGAUUGUUUUACCUUUGUUUUGUAGCGAAGCCUUAUCUCCUCAAGAGCUCAAAUGGCAGAAAUUGGACGUCAGAAGAGCUUUACUUGUAUACCUAGCCAGAACUAAAUUCAGAAUUUCGGAUCAUCUGUUUAUUAAUUUUUUUUCAGGGUCACCUCAAGGGGAAUGUGGCUUCCCGCGGUACUUUAUCUCGUUGGCUCAUUCAAGCUAUAGAAUUGGCGUACUCUACAGCAGGUCUUCAGUCUCCAGCUACACUUAAGGCCCAUUCCACCCGAGCAAUGGCUACCUCAUGGGCAGAAAAAGCACUUGCAUCUCCAGAGGUCAUCUGCAAGGCAGCAUGCUGGUCGUCUUUUAACACUUUUUUUUAUCAAGCACUAUCGGCUAGACUCAUUCUUCGCCUCUGAAGCCGCUUUUGGGCGUAAGGUGUUACAAGCUGUGGUGGCCCAGAUGGGAUCUUGCUAUAUCUCAGUAGUACUGCCACCAUCUGACAGAAAAAAAUGAAAUUUUUACUUACCGUAAAUUCUUUUUUUCUUAAUAUGGUAGCAGUACGGCUUCCCUCCCUCUUUAUUAAGUAUUUUUGCAGUAGUCUGUUUCUUUUUCUUGUCCCGUACUGGGGUCGGUUUUGCGGUAUGGCAUUUUAUGGGGCAAGGGGGAGGAUCUUUUAGAUCAUUAAUUACUUGUUAGAUGUCUUGUCCACAGGGAGGAGCAAAACCCAGUAGUACUGCCACCAUAUUAAGAAAAAAAGAAUUUACGGUAAGUAAAAAUUUCUGUUUUCCAUGCACUGCUUCUUUGGGCCUCUGCUUUCCAGUUGAGGCUCACAAAUUACACUGUCCACUAUUAGUUUCUUUGACACUCUGCAGCUUGUAAUAUAAGUAUUUACACAGUAAACCAAGAUUUUUUUUUUUUUUAAUAGUCAUUGGUUUAAAGUAUACCUAUCAUAGUACACACACUUUAUUUAAAUUGAGAGGUUGAUCUAUCCAUUGUGCUAGCACACUUGUUGGCAAAUGUAUAGAUUUUCUUAAGGCCAUAUGAAGGUGAUUGACUGGGAGAAAGGAGGGGAACGUUCCAGGGGUCUACGUGCCCUGUUGUUGGUGUGCUGAUUUAUCAAGCACAUGCAUAUGUCAGUCCAUUCUGACAUUAAUGCUCUGGUAAUAAAACAAUCAUUAUUUAUUUGAAAAAUUGGUAUAUAACUUAAAAGGACAUUGUAGGCACUAUAACCAUUGAAUCUUAUUGAAUUGGUUUUGGUGCCAGAGUCUCCUGGUACGGUCACUGCUUUUAGUGUUAAACCAUUUUUGAGCAGAUUUGCACUGACUGAGUGUCCCAUAGCUCGGCAACCCACUGGAGGCGUGUUAAAGGAAGAGACUACACACUUCAUUCCUGAGAUGUGCUGAAAGUGGUCAUCUACUAAUCACAGUUGAGCAGCACAUGGGAGAUGAGCUGCUGGAAAUUGGUGUAGCAUUUAAAAUGGUUUAACACUAAAUGGAAGGAUAGCGCCAGUUGAAUCCACUUCAGCACUUAAUUGAGAUGAAGCAGUUACAGUGCCUACAGUGUCCCUUUAAGAAGUUGCAAAUUAAAGUGAAUUAUCAUGAUGUGUACUUUGUAAGAUCAACCAUAAUUUAGUAAAGAGUGGCUGGUAGCACAUGAGACUUGACUCUUUUUAUAAAGUAGAAUUAAUGGGACAAACCCUUUUGAAAUGUAUAGAAAAAUAAUUGUGUGGGGAACAACGUGAAACUAGUUUGUGUAAACUGCUAAUUUGAUGCUUUGAAAGCAUUCUUGUUAACACUUUAAAAUUUAACUACUUUUCCCUUUCUUAUUUAAAUAGGCUUAUACAGCAUAUGAGCAUUUUGAAUCACGACAGGUUCAUAAUCAGGUUCCUCAAACUUUCAAGCAUAAAGAGACAUUGCUUUCAGUCAACGAAUACUCAGACUUGUCAAGAAGGACCCCAAAGAAACAGCUGAUGAGUGAAAAAGUAAAUACAUUGAAAUUGUGCUUUCUCUACCUCCCGGUACACCAUAGGAACCUUUAUUUUGUUAGUCUAUCACAGUUCCAAGCUAAUGGAAUUUUAGGUGCUAUUGGAACAUCUUAAAUUACAUUUUAAUCCCUAUGUAAUCUCCAUAUGUGCAGAAAUGUUUGCACAUAGUAUUAUGUCUCUUGGUGAAAAUGACACACUAAAAGUAGACAUCCAGGUUUAUAAUGAUUUAAUAUUUUGGUAGCUUCUAUUGUGUGGUUGACCAAGUGUUCAUGUUUUGCUAUACUUAUUGCAGUGCAUGAAAUUGUUACAGCAAACCGAAGCAGGUACUCCUCCUAAACGGGUGAUUGAUGUUGAUGUAAUUGGUUAUUCAAACUCCAGUGAUCUUCUGAACACAGCCUUGAUAGAGGUGAUGGCUUAAAAUCCUUCCAUCCUCUGAUUUUUAUAUUUUAAAUAAAAAUUUCUUUGUGGCUUCCAAGACAAAUAACCAAAAAGAUUUUGUUCAUGUUGAAGGAAACCAAAGACAACACUGAAGACUCUGUGGAGACGUCUAAAAAGUCAAGGCAAUUGAAAAUAACAAAGUUUGUUACUCCCAUUAAAAAACAGGGAAGAUAUCUUCUAUAGCACACUUGGUGGUGAUGUCUUUAAUCUCAAACUCACUGGGCUUAGUGGUCUCUCCUUUUGUUAUUGUAAGUGGUUUUUCUGUUUUUAAGUUGUAUCUUUAUUUUUUCUCUUAUGUGUAGGUUGUAGAAAAAACAUUUGAAGAGAAAAUAACCGAAAAGGAUAUCCUUAAGGAAAUGUUCCCACAUGAAGUUUUAACUCCAACAGGAAUCAGGUAUUUUCUUAACAUUGUACUCUAUCUGUUGACUUUAUUUUUUUAUUUAACUUGGUAACAUAUGGCAUUGAACAUUAUCUUUACCAGAGUUCUAGGAUUUUACUACCAUUUAAGUAAUGUUGUGUAGCAUUAUUGCAAUAUUUGGAAUUAAGUUAGUCCCACAGCUAUAGGGGACAAAAUACAUAAUACAUGUGCAAAUAGUAAUGCUGGUAUUCUGCAAAGCCCAUCAGUUGUUUUGUACCUUAGACUUACAACUUAAGUCAUAAUGCAAUGAUCAAGUUCGCUGAAAGCUUCACUCUAGGGUCAAUUCAUAAUUUUGAGUCUUAAUCAUAAAUCUAUGCAAAUAAAGUGUGUGCACAGAACAUACUGGGUUUAAAACCUUUCAUUUUUUAGAAAUGAACAGAUGUAAUAUAAGCAUAGCAAAUAAUAAAAAUUAACAGGAGACGCCAGACACUAUAUAACCACUUCAUUGAGUGGUUACAGUGCCUAAAGUAGGCCAAUUUAAGUAUUCCAGAUGCUGUGGACUAAAUCUCCUAUAUUUGUGUUGACUGCAUUGUGGCUGUAAAAUUAUUAUAGGAGAUCUAGUCCACGUGUGGAGUUCUGAAGGUUGCCUAUCCCUGUCCCAUUUUUAUGCAUAAUACAAAUGUAAAAACACAUUUAAAAUAUACUACCCAGGCAUAUUGCAAGGAUCCUGUCCCUGCAGUUAAUUGUUUGGCAUAUCUGUCAAACUGGCAGACUGAUUUAAAGCAGAGCUGAUAGCUUAGCCCCCAAGCCCUGUUGGGAAAAGAGUUGGUAAUGACACUGCACAUCUUGCGUACCAGCUCAUAUUAAUGCGUUAGUAUGAUAGACUGGCUAGGAAAGGACUUGCAUGCAAAACUUCCCUGGAGUUGGCUCUUGCAAGACCAAAGCCUGCCCCUUACUGAUGCUUCCACCAAUCAGUGGGACGAGUGCAUGCAAGUCCUUUUACAACAGCAUUAUUUUUGUGUUAAGCUUGGAGGUGGCAUUUCUUGCUCUUUAAGUCUUUAAAGCAGAUCCUUAAAGUUAUGUUCUGCCCAUUAGACAAAUAGACUCUCUUGCUAAAAUAAACAUAUAUUUGGAGCUAGUUUUAAUUCUGUUUUAGUAUCUAAAUGCAUGCAUUUCUUAAGACUUGUUAAAUGCAGAACUCUAAUGCAUCUAUAUAAUUUUGUUACAGUGCCAGUUGUAGGAGACCAAUUAGAGGAGCUGCUGGCCGACCUUUAAGUCUAAAAGAUUAUAAAAUUGACGAAAGUUAUACAAAAUAUGUUUCGUCUAAGUACACACCAGUUGUGGAAGUGAAGACUCCAUCUGUAAAUGUGAAGAGCAGAAGAAGCAUACCUAUGUGGAUAAAGAUUUUGCUGUUUGUUAUUGUGGCUGUGUUUGCAUUUUUAGUUUAUCAAGCAAUGGAAACAAAUGAAGGGAAUCCCUUUUCCAAUAUUCUAAAAAAACAACUUGAAUCAAGUAAAACUGAGAACUGACUUGGUGCAUUUACAGUUGAAUAUUUUUAGCAAGUCUAGAAUUACAAAAAAAACUGCCAUGUGUCUCAAAGUUUAGAAAUUAUGUGACCGCACUUCAUAAAAUCGUCUGUAUAUGAAUAAAGAUGGUACAUAUGGACAUCUGAAAUUCAUUUUUGACUUUGAACAGCUAGAAGAGGACUGUGCCAUAAUACAUUAUUUUUAUUAGAUAAUUCUGGAACAUUUUGUAGCUUUUGUUGUAUUUCUAUCAUGGACCCUUCAGUUAAUUAUGGAGACCUUCUUUUUCAAAGAAAAUAUGAAAAGAACUGUAACUCAAUGUGAAGCCUUUGUUUCCUUAAUGUUUUUAAAGUAACAAUUUCACUCAUGCUAUUUUGACAUUUGUGUGGGAGGGGUGGGCAUUGGGUUAGUAUAAGACUGGUAAAUGGGACAUAUUUUGAUAUAGCUGUGCAGCAUAGAUUGACAUAUUAAUGCUUUUUUUUAAAGAAUCUACAAUAUCUUUAGAAGAUGGUAACCUUUUAGUACAUUAUGUAAUGUAUUUAUCUGUCGCAGAUUCCUGCAACAAUGCUUUUACUGUGUGUCAUUUGGACUUCACUGAUUUCUAAAAGGCAGUGUUUCUGCUUUUGUAUCAUGUAGCACAGGCCCAAAUCUUGAGCUUGAAACCUUUUGUUCCAUUCAAACUACUGUGUGAAAAUAAAAAAUGCAAAUGUAUUCCCAAAUAUUUUGGACAUUUUUAUCAGAUCUGAAAAAUUCAGAAUGAAAAUUAGCACUAUUUUUUUGUAUUUUCCAGUACUGAAGAUUGGUGAUUAAUACUUUUAUUGGUGUGCAAACAGUUUUGUAAUGUGUUGCAGGAAUCUAACUUUCAUGCUGGGUUUCAAUGUCUUUAUUUUAAAGAUGUGGGUUUAUUUCUCAUCUUCUAAGUGAUAAAUCAUUUUAGAUAGCAACUGAAUGUCUCUUCAUGUGUGAUAGUCUUUCCAAGACAAAAUGAUGCAUAAACUGCAUUAUAAAUUGAUUUCAGAAACUCUGGCUUUUGUAUUUAAAAAGAAAAUCCUCUGCUUUUGAGGGAUUACCAUUACACCUUGUAGGAUAAGAAAUGUAAAGGACAAUGGUCACCUUCUAUCUAUUUAUAAUCCUUUCAAGUUUUUUUUUUUUUUUUUUAUGAAGUAAAAGUAAAAAAAAAAUAAAAAAAAAAUUCCUAUCUUUAGUGACUGUAUCCCUUAACCAUAUACAUAACCUUUCAAUGUUUGAAAACAGGCAGUGUCCGGUGCUUUUGAGGAGUGAGUGAAGCAGGGAAUACCACAGACCGUUUUCAAGCACCAUGUGACCCAAUCUGUAUAUUAUAUAAAAUUAUAUUCUAUAUUCUCUCAAGGAACCUGCCAUACUAAAGGGUAGGGAUGAUUUUUUUUUUUUUCCCUUUAUUGAGCAGGGAUUAACCGAAGGGCAGGCUAUUGGGUUUUUCUGAGCUUUUGCCCAUUUUCAUAUUCUAUUUUUGGUAUUCACCUGUUUAUCGUUUUGGUAAUAAUAGCGAUACAAUUGUGGACAAUUAGGGUAUUACGGAUACCAAUUAAUUAAAAUGCUGUAUGUACAGUUCCAAUGCUUCCCCCGCUACCUUGACAUACCAGUUGUGCAGGUUUUCUCAGUAUCCCCCAUAGAUGUAGAACUAGGAUAUGUGUAAAUCAUUAAUCUCGCUUAUAGUGCUUUAAGGCCUGGACUUGGCGCUAUUAAUUUACAGCACAAUGUUUAGUAACCGCAUAUUACCCAGUAGUAGCAAUAAGAAAAGACCAGCUAAUCCUAACUGUCCAUUCUAAAUCUCUGCUAAGAUCGCAGAAUCUUGAGUAUCAAGAGUGUAACCCAGGCUCCUAUAUUCUGUAAACAUUUUAAUUAUUAUGGUUUGUAAGUACUAAGACGGGAAAGGCUUAAGGAAAUUUUGGAGGCAGUGUUGUGGCAUGGUUCAAAUGUGGUUUUAAAACUAUUUCCACUGUUAAAUGUGAAAGGGGUUAAUCUUUUUCGUUUUGCCUCUGUAGUUUCUACCUGUACUAGAUUGCAAUGGUUCUUUUUAAACUUGUUUUUUUUUUUUAUUGAACGGUAUUUUAAACAUUUCAUAUUAAUUUGGUAUAUAAAGAAAUCAACAUUUAACAAUAGAAACUAGUAGAAAUAAGAAGGGAAGGUGAAAUUAAAAAAAAGAGGGGACCGUUACUAUCCAAAUGUACAAUAAUAAAAGUGUAUUUGUUCCUGUCAAAAUAUAAUACAGAGCGUAAUAUAACCAAUUGUAUGUCUAAAUAUUGUAUAUCCACAUGUAACAGGGCGUGUGGAAUUGUCUUUAGGAGAAACGCUUUUACUUAUAUAACACUUCCAGCCAUCCCAAUGAAACUGCAAAGUCACUUUUUGAGGUGAGGGUUGCUGCAACGCUAGUUCAUACUUUUUUUAUCAAGCACUAAAAUCAUUGCUUCCUUAAUUGAUGGUAAAGUAGUAGACUUCCAAUAACAAGAUAUAAUCGUCGUGGCCUACCAUGAUUCCAUCUAAUUUACUUGAUGACUUGGAGAUUUUUUAAUAAACUCACCUCCUGGAAAGAAUGUUAUAA
Molecule: messenger RNA, 24722 nt
Organism: Pelobates cultripes (western spadefoot toad)
Lineage: Eukaryota; Metazoa; Chordata; Amphibia; Anura; Pelobatidae
Source: the annotation of a GenBank genome assembly